This is a messenger RNA of Struthio camelus australis, 2127 nucleotides long. The record is from RefSeq and is a predicted model, not a curated record. Lineage: Eukaryota; Metazoa; Chordata; Aves; Struthioniformes; Struthionidae.
UUGAGGGGCCUGUGCUCCCAAUGGGUGCCAGACGCCUAGGUCCCCCACCCUGGCCUGGUCACCUCACGCUGGUGACAGCCACAACACCCAGGAGGAGCACCCACGUUGCCUUCCCCCCUCACCCCAGGCUGUCUCUGGCAUGGGGGUGGACUAGGUGCCCCCCCAUGCCUCAGUUUCCCCCCACCCUUGGGCUUAACCCCUUCUAGCCUGGCAGGAUGGCUGCAGCCCAAAUGCCUGGGCUCACCGCCAGCCCCAUAUCUGCCUAGGGUGCCCAGCGGCUGCGUGGGUGCUGAGCUCCCCCGCUUUGCCCCAAGAAUGCCGCCUGCCAUCUUCCUCCUCCUCCUCCUCCUCGGGGGGCCAGGGGGGACAGCGCUCUCCUUCCCCCAGGACCUGGUGGCCCGCAGCACCGUGGGGCUGGCAGGCACCGCAACCUACCCCCGCUUCAGUGGCCUCCGGGAUGACAACAUCACGGCCCAGCUGGGCCUCGACUUCCAGCGUAUGCUGCGCCUCAAUGGCACCCUCUUCGUGGCAGCCCGCGACCAUGUUUAUGCCUUCGACCUGGGGCAGGACAAGCGGACGCUGUACCCCGAGCGGCAUCUCACCUGGGAGACGCGGGACAGGGAGAACUGCGCCAUGCGGGGCAAGCUGCAGGGUGAGUGCUACAACUACAUCAAGGUGCUGGUGCCGCGGGAUGCCCGGACCCUCUUCGCCUGCGGGACCAAUGCCUUCAACCCCCUGUGCCGCACCUACGAGGUGGGCAGCCUGGCGCAGGAGGGCGAGGAGGUGAGCGGCCAGGCCCGGUGCCCCUUCGACGCCAAGCAGAGCAACGUCGCCCUCUUUGCUGGUGGGUGCCUGGAGCCGAUGGGGGGGGGUACCCUGGGAGGGAGACAGGGUCCCUGGGGGGGGGACACCAGAGGCUGCAGGAGAUGGGGACAUGGAGCACAGAGUCCUGCUGGCUGUGGGGCACAGGGGCUGGAGGGAGCAGAGCCAGCCUCAGAUCCCUGGGUCCCCCCCGGGCAGGCCUGCUGCGGGGGGCUCACAGCUCACUGUCCCCCAGAGCCCCACUUCGUGCAGGCCCUGCCCUAUGGCCCCUAUGUCUACUUCUUCUUCCGGGAGAUCGCCGUGGAGCUCAGCGCCAUGGGCAAGGUGGCGGUGGCGCGCGUGGCCCGGGUAUGCCGCAACGACCGCGGGGGCUCGCCGCGGGUGCUCGAGCGCCGCUGGACCUCCUUCCUCAAGGCCCGGCUCAACUGCUCAGUGCCGGGUGAUGCUGUCUUCUACUUUGAUGUGCUGGAGGCUGUGACACCCCCCCGGCACCUGCAUGGGCGCCCCGCCAUCCUCGCCCUCUUCGGCACCCAGCGCAACAGGCAUGGGGCCCAGCGACCUGGGGAUGGGGGGCACAAGGACGUGGGGACACGGGCUCAUGGGGGAUGGAACAAGGGCAUAUGGGGACAUGGGCACAUGGGAUGGGGACAGGGCAAGGGAGUAGGGGACAUGGCAUGUGUGAGGCCCUGGUGCAAGCAUGUGCAAAGGCAUGUUGCAAGGGCAGGAGAUAUCAUGGUACAAGACUAUGGAAGACCCCAGUGUGAGGGCAUGCAAAGGCCUGGUGCAAGGCUGCGGUGUGAGCGUGUUUUGCGGUACAGGCUGACACAGCUGGCGGUGGACGCGGGCGCGGGGCCACGGGGGAACCACACCGUGCUUUUCCUGGGUGCCGAGGACGGGCGGGUGCUGAAGGUGCUGGCAGCGCCACGAGACCCUGCUGACGUGCCAGAGCCCGGUGACACCCGGGAGGCUGGUGACACCCGGGAGCUCGGCUCUGAGGCACUGCUGCUGGAGGAAAUCAGCCUCUAUGACCCCGGGCGGUGCCGGGGGCCACGGGGCGCCAGCCGGGUGCUGGGCCUGGAUUGCGUGGGCCUGCCAGCUGGUGGCUGUGUCCCCUUCUCCGAGGACCUCCCGUCAGGCUUCGAGCAGGAUGUGGACGGAGCCCCUGGGCUUGCAGGAGCCUGCCAAGACAUGCCAGCCACAGGGGACAGCAAUGGUGACGAGGACUUGGCGCAUGGGGUGAGACAGGACUCCCCAGGCACCUCAGUGCCACUGCCAGUGCUGGCAGGCUGCCUGCAGGGAGCCUUC